Sclerotinia sclerotiorum 1980 UF-70 is the source of this 3072-nucleotide messenger RNA. RefSeq lists its product as hypothetical. Gene Ontology annotation, biological process: tRNA re-export from nucleus. Gene Ontology annotation, cellular component: nuclear matrix; nuclear pore; cytoplasm. Gene Ontology annotation, molecular function: tRNA binding; small GTPase binding. NCBI's taxonomy places the organism in Eukaryota, Fungi, Ascomycota, Leotiomycetes, Helotiales, Sclerotiniaceae. The coding region runs from base 1 to 3072 and encodes 1023 amino acids. The record is from RefSeq and is a predicted model, not a curated record. The transcript is spliced from 3 exons.
AUGGACGCCCAGAUUGAGAAAGCAAUCGAAAUCGCAUGGGACCCUCGAUCUGACCAGAAUCUAAAAGAGCAAGCAGUUCAAUAUCUCACCCAAGUACGCGGCGACAGCUCGAGUCUACAGGCAUGCCUUAACCUCUUUACCAGAGAUCCCAAAGCUGCCGAAGUCGUGAGAUUGGUCUCGUUGGAUAUAGUCAACAAUGCGAUUCAAACUCAACAUAUAGACGAUCAAAGCUUGCGUGGGCUCAAGGAACAACUUCAUGACUAUGUCAGGAGAACAUAUGCUUCUGGAAACGAAGUCGAUCCUCCCGCUUUACAAAAUAAGCUCACACAAACCUUGACAUUCCUGUUCUCGUCAUUAUACAAGGAGGGCUGGGAAAGUUUCAUAAGGGAUUUCUUGAGCUUCACUGGCCAUCAAAACGGGACUGUUGAUAACCUCCCUGGAGUUGUAUUAUAUCUGCGACUUCUCAGUUCGAUCCAUGACGAGAUUGCCGAUUUGAUGAUAGUUAGGGCAGGAGGCGAGACAAAGCGAAAUGUUGAGUUGAAGGAUCUUGUGCGUGCUCGAGAUGUACAAAUAGUAGCAGGCUCUUUCCAACAUAUCCUCACAUACUGGCAAGGCAACAACGAUGCUAUUGUUGAAAUGACGUUAAAGGUUAUCGGAAAAUGGGUCUCCUGGAUCGAUAUCUCUUUGGUCGUGAACCAGGAUAUUUUGAACUUGUUAUUCCCAUUGGUUGGACGAAACCCCAACGGUGGUGAGGACAAAGUUAAGGAUGCCGCCAUCGACUGCUUUACAGAGAUUGUGGCAAAGAAAAUGAAACCUUCAGAUAAGAUAGGAAUGAUUUUGUUCUUGAACCUUGGAGAGGUUGUCUCGCAACUUAUUGCGAGCCCCGCCUUACAUGAUUUACGGAACACUUCUAGUUAUGACACCGAUCUUGCAGAAGCGGUUGCAAAACUUGUCAACAAUGUUGUCUCCGAUCUCGUUAAAAUCCUUGAAGAUACUAAAGUCGAACCCGAAGUACGGGCGCAAGCAGAGCAAUCGUUGCAAACUUUCCUUCCACUCCUACUCAGAUUCUUCUCGGAUGAAUACGACGAGAUAUGCGCAACUGUUAUACCAUCCCUUACAGAGCUCAACACGUUUUUGCGCAAAGCACAGCCAUUGCCACCCGCAUAUUCAGCCAUGUUGACACCUAUACUCAAUGCAAUAAUUCAGAAAAUGAGAUACGACGAUACUUCUUCCUAUGCCGAUGAGGAUGAAUUAACAGAUGAGGCGGAAUUUCAAGAGCUUCGAAAACGAUUACAGGUCCUUCAAAAGACUAUCGCUGCAGUUGACGAAGCUUUAUAUGUUGAUGUUUUGAGUAAUGUGAUCGGAAAUACGUUCCAGAGACUUGAUCAACAAAAUGGUCAAAUUGACUGGCGUGAUCUAGACCUUGCACUACACGAGAUGUACCUUUUUGGAGAACUUACACUCGUAAACGGCGGUCUUUAUGCCAAGAGCCAGCCAUCUAGUAUAGCAGCUGAACGUUUGAUCGUCAUGAUGUCCAAAAUGGUCGAAUCUGGCAUUGCUUCGUUCAAUCAUCCCGCCAUUUCCCUCCAGUAUAUGGAAAUUUGCGUCCGAUACUGUUCAUUUUUCGAAAACCAAACCCAAUAUAUUCCCCAGGUCCUCGAACAAUUCGUUGGUUUUGUGCACCAUAAUCAUUCACGAGUCAGGAUACGUUCGUGGUAUCUAUUCCACCGAUUCGUGAAACACUUGAGAGGUCAAGUUGGUAACGUUGCGGAGACUAUCAUCCAGUCGAUCAGUGAUCUCCUUCCUUUAAAGGCAGAAGUCCCUAAGGAAAGUGACGAUGAUAUGUCAUCAGAAGACGGCAGUCAUGACGCGGCAGACGUAGCAUUUAAUGCUCAACUUAAUCUUUAUGAGGCGAUCGGUUGCAUUUCUUCUACAACUUCGACUCCGAUAGAGAAGCAGGCUAUUUAUGCAAGGACAAUCAUGAAUCCUUUAUUCUCCGAUGUUCAGCGACAUUUAGAGCAAGCCAAGUCAGGCAAUGCACAGGCUGUUCUGCAAAUUCAUCACAUUAUUUUUGCCCUCGGAUCAUUAGCCCAUGGAUUUUCUGACUGGUCUCCCGGAGAAGGGAAACGGGCUGGACAAGCACCUGCAAAGGAAAUAACUAUUGAAUUCAGCCGCGCCGCGGAAGCAAUUUUGUUUGCACUUGAGGCACUUAAAUCUUCUUCUGAAAUCCGUAAUGCAGCAAGAUCUUCAUUCUCUAGACUUAUGGGAGUCAUGGGAGUUGCCAUGUUACCCCUCCUUCCAAGGUGGAUCGAUGGCUUGUUGACACAAAGUUCUUCGAAAGAAGAAAUAGGCAUGUUUUUACGAUUAUUGGAUCAAGUGGUGUUUGGAUUCAAAAAGGAUAUCCAUGAAGUUCUAAACUCCCUUCUCACACCGCUUUUCCAGCGAGUUUUUGCUAGCUUAAGUGAGCCAGUCACUGGAACAGAUGAUGGAAUUCAACUCGCGGAACUACGAAGGGAAUACUUGUCCUUUGUAACGGUUAUCCUAAAUAAUGAGCUCGGUUCUGUACUCGUCAGUGAGCAGAACCAAGCUUUCUUUGACCCUCUCGUUCAGUCAGUUACAACAUUGGCGAAAACCGUCACAAAUGAAACUGGAAAUCUUGCGGCCAGCAAAAUCGCCUUUAGUGUAAUGACAAAGAUGGCAGAGCUCUGGGGUGGCCCAACAAUCGCUACCCCCGGCCAACCUAUCACCUCAUCUGUCCAGCCGCAACCCACAUUUCCCGGAUUUGAUACCUUUCUAAUCGAACGUUUCCACCCAGUUUGUUGGGAGGUUCUUCGCGAGCCACACUUCAGACCGAUGGUUGAUGCGCAGUCCAAGAGCGUUUUGAAUGAAUUAGCGGGGUUGGAACAUGUUAUUUAUAUGAAGACGGGAAAUAUGUUUGUGGAGCAUUUACAAGGAAAUUUCUUUCCAAGUAUGGGUGUCGAUGGUAGCGGAUUUAUUAAGAGUAUGGUGGAGAGUCCAGAAAGGAAAGGGCUGGCGACAUUUUUGCAGAAUUGGCUAAAAGGAAGGGCUUAA